UUGAGUUAGUUUCAUGAACGCUCAGUGCACGUUUCGUUAGUCGUCCCGCUUCGAAGAAAGUCAACUCAUCGCGCGUCUUAUCUACGCCGAGAGAGAGAGGUUUGCGUUUUCAUUCUAAUAUCCCGUGCUCAUCUGUGAGCACCUUCCUCAGGUGUGGCAUCUUUCUCAAGUGUCGAAGGCAAAUCGAAGAGAAGAUAGUGCGCCAUGAGACCAUCGGAAACGAGUUCGUACCUGCAAGGGACGCGACAUGAAUUCGACGGAUGUUGGAUCUGAUCGCAAGCCGCUUGAACUAUCACGGUACGACGUAUACGUGUGCGAAAAGGAGACGUCGCGCCGUUCGCAAGUGCCGCAUCCCUUUCUUUGAGGGUCGUCCUCGCCGCUCCGUCGUUUUCUCACAAGAGUCGAAUAAAUAGAAGCGAUCACCGGAGAAGAAUCGGCCAAGUCACUCCGAAUAGAACAGAAACGUGGGCGACUCUUAUCGUGGAAACGGAGGUGUAAAGUACUUUCUGCCUGAAAGUAAUAUUCAAGGAUUUAACGAAAUAAUUCAGGACGCGUAAUAAUUGAUAUGGCCACGAUGGCUGGCAGUGAGUAUACAUCCGUAAAGGAUUUUUACAGAGACAGAUCGAUUUUCAUAACCGGAGCUACUGGCUUCAUGGGCAAGGUUCUUGUCGAGAAGCUACUGAGAUCGUGUCCGGACAUCAAAAACAUUUACCUUUUAAUGAGACCUAAAAAGGGCCACAAUGUACAAGAGAGGUUGCAGGAACUUUUAAACGGGCCGCUUUUUGAGAAACUACGGCGGGAUUCACCUGCCGAGCUUACUAAGAUCAUACCCGUGGCUGGCGAUAUUACGGAACCGGAGUUGGGCAUCUCGAUGGACGAUCAAAAUAUGUUAAUACGAUCUGUAUCGAUCGUCUUUCAUUCAGCGGCAACCGUAAAAUUCGACGAGGCUCUGAAGCUUUCGGUUACCAUAAAUAUGUUGGGCACCAAAAGAUUGGUCCAAUUAUGUAACCGCAUGCACAAUGUGGAGGCGUUUAUUCACGUGUCAACGGCAUAUUGUAAUUGCGAUCGGACCGAUGUCGCCGAGGAGAUUUAUCCGGUGGGACGGGAACCUGAUCAGGUGAUCGCUCUGACGGAAUGGAUGGACGACAAAAUGUUUGAGGAACUCACGCCAAAUCUGAUCGCCAGUCGACCAAACACAUAUACAUUUACCAAAGCACUGGCCGAGCGAAUGCUCCAGCGGGAAAGGGGUUCUUUACCGGUGGCGAUUGUCAGGCCAUCGAUCGUGCUGUCGUCGUACAGAGAACCGGUCGCCGGUUGGGUGGACAAUUGCAACGGCCCUACGGGGAUUAUCGCCGCCGCUGGGAAAGGCUUCUUCAGAACUAUGCUAUGCCACGAGGACAAAGUGGCGGAUCUGGUGCCCGUCGACAUUGUGAUCAACCUAAUGAUUUGCGCGGCAUGGAGGACCGCCACGCAACGCACCGACACCAUUCCGAUCUACAAUUGUUGCACCGGCCAGCAAAAUCCAAUAACUUGGAAGCAGUUCGUCGACCUGUCGUUUAAAUAUUGCCGGCUACACCCGAUGGACAAUGUGCUCUGGUAUCCGGACGGUCGUUGCCAUAGCUCCGCCAUGAUAAACAAAUUGUGCGUGACAUUUCAGCACACACUACCUGCGUAUAUCUUAGACACUCUUGCACGGCUCAAGGGCUCGCGGCCUAUAAUGGUCCGCCUGCAGACGAAACUUUCCAAAGCCGCCAAGUGUUUGGAGUACUUCAGUACGAAACAGUGGAAUUUUAGAGACGACAACGUGCGACGACUGGGUGAGCAACUCAGUCCGGAAGAUCGAGAAACAUUCAUGUUCGAUGUUAGGCAAAUCGACUGGCCAUCGUACUUGGAGCAUUACAUUCUGGGAAUACGACAGUUUAUCCUGAAAGAGAGUCCGGACACACUGCCAGCUGCUCGUUCAUACAUCACAAAAUUAUACUGGCUUCAUAAGGCCGUGCAACUCGGGGUACUGAUAAUAAUGCUACGCGUCCUGCUGUUACGCAGCUCCGCAGCGCGGGGAGCCUUCUUUUCGCUGCUGUCCAUCGUACUUCGCAUAUGCCGCUUGAUUGUUUGACGGCUCAGAACGGGCUCGGUCGAUGAUCGCGAUCAGCGUAACGCAAAGCGGCCGUUAGUUAACGGCCGCUAUUUAAAGGUGCGAUUUGUUCUUCGACCUCGUUGCUCAGCGUCUUCGACGAUAAAGCGCUACCUACAUACCCAUCGAUUGGCCUUUUCGAUGUUGAUAACCGACGCCAAGUAACAACGCCGGUUACAGAUACUUGAUUCCCGAAAGAGUGCCGGUUACUGAUUCGAUCAGACAAGAAUUCCAUGAUGGAACUGUCUCCCCGCGAAUAUAUAAGUACGCUCCACCACUUUGCAUAUAUUACAAUAAUUAUUAUUACAUUACCGAUGUUAUUCCUUGUUGCCCCUCGUGUGAACCGUCGCGAUUGUCACGAAAAUUGGCCGUUUUUCGAAUUCCGAUAUAGCGAUGUAAUCGUCAUUGCGUGUUCCAUUACGCUAGAAUAAAAAUAAACGCGCAUCGUCACGAUUGUUCUGUUAGCGUCAUCGUACAUUGAUAUACUUUGCACAACGUCAAUUUCUAAUAAAUAAAAGGAGCCAAGUUACAUCGGCACGCGCUCGAUCAUUGCUAUCGCUCGUUUCUUAGUCCAACUAGUCGGUUUUCGGUAUGGUAAAAACGCUCGCGAGUAAUCACCGUUCUCACGACACGACGCGUCAAGGAGCCGUAUUGUCGUCGUGCCUUUGUAUUGUCGGUAUCUGACAUUCUUUUUCCUUUUUACUCUGUGACGUAAGAUACCUAGAUAGAUAUUUUGCUAUACGACCGCACGUAUGACUUGUGGUCACGCAUACAGAAGCGAGAAAAUUGUCGCUAAAUCGACUAUUUAGAAAUAACACGUACAAGAAACCCGAUCACAUAGAGACGACAUCAUAUAAUAAGAUAGUUAGAAUGAAUAUGACAACAAGUUGCGACGACAGAUGUACAGCUUUUUCUUUUUUAAAAACUGCCACUAAACGCGAAAAUUUUUUAGCCAUAAACGCGUCUUGUCCGGAACAACGAGAAGUCAACAUCCUUACGAUAACUUGUCUCUCAAAAAAGCUACGCUACAGUUACAGUCCACUUUAAUGAAAUAUCUCUACGUAUCUUACACAUCCUAUUGUCACAGGAUCAAUGUUUGACGAAUUUUGAAGGCAUCGGCAACUUACUGAAUUGUCCUGAAAUAAGAUUGAUCGAUCUGACAUGCGGUACGAAUGAAAAAUGCAAAACCAUCAAGGUCCAAAUUAGAGUCGCCAAAAAUGUCUAUGUAUAAAUACACCUAACAUGAAGAUUCGUGGAUAAAUUACUAAUUAAUGGAGAUAAAACUGCUAGCAAUUUGUCAGCAGAUUCGAGCAGAACAUCGCGGCGGAUCGACUGCGUUCGUAUUAAGCUCGCGUCCCGCCACACAGCCUUACUAUAAUCUGACACAAUUUGACAGCGGAUUGCCAGUAGAAAUUGAGUGAAAUGGAAUAUAUCACUUAGACACUUAGACGAUUAAGAAAUGGCAGCUUCUGCUUAGUUUUUGCAGUCAAUCUGCUAUCGUAUUCUGUUAAUAGAUCUCGUUAUGCCGACAAAACUUGUAGCAGUAACUUCACAAAAUCUGCUUUCGACAGAUCUGGCCAUCUAGAUAUUUUUGAAAGUACGCUUUCAUCAUUUCUGAAAAUAUGAAUGCGAAUAUUUGCGCCCGACAGUCGUAUCGCCGAACUGACAAUUCGUUGCUGCCCUUGCCUUUGAGAUGACGAUGAUACACUAAUGCUUUUUUUCAUUUAAUUAGCUCUUUGUGUAUCGACUAUUUUUUGAGUAAAAUAAUUUAUUGAAUCGGAGCGGGGCUUCCCCUUCUGUUUUACGAUCGAUGAAACGUUGUCGUGCUUCGAGAAUGAAAGCAUACACUUGGAGAUAGAUAAGCAUAAAUGUAACGGAGAUAUUCCGUGUUAACAACGUAAAAGAGAAAAACGACAAAUAAUAUUAAUUCUGCGCCAAGGAGUAAAAGAGGGGUAGUGCUACAAAGGUCACCUUCUACUAGUCUCGUCUGUAUUGUUACUCGGUUACACAGUGCAUACAAGAAAAACAAUAUUUAAUAUGUAUAAUUAAUUUAAUUAAUAUUAUACUAUGCUAUUAUGCAAAUUACAUUAAAAUUGAUGAAUCAUUACGAAUGAGUGUUUCGCUAUCUUUAUCCUAGAAAUAAAUUUCAUUAAACAGUU
Molecule: messenger RNA, 4293 nt
Organism: Temnothorax curvispinosus
Lineage: Eukaryota; Metazoa; Arthropoda; Insecta; Hymenoptera; Formicidae
Gene: FAR1
Product: putative fatty acyl-CoA reductase CG5065
Exons: 8
Coding region: 566-2116 (516 amino acids)
Biological process (GO): long-chain fatty-acyl-CoA metabolic process
Cellular component (GO): peroxisome
Molecular function (GO): alcohol-forming very long-chain fatty acyl-CoA reductase (NADP+) activity
Source: RefSeq, a predicted model, not a curated record